CAUGUACAUAUUUUCAACUGUACAUAUUCUUCUGCAUGUACCAAUUGGUACACAAUAUCUAUUUAUCUUCUAAGAAGUUUAACCAUUCUUAUUACUCAAGGUUGAGAUGGAGGAGAGGGUUUCCUCAACCUGCUGCUUCUGUUUCAGAUUUAUGAAGAUCAGAAGAACGUAGAAGAUUAUGUCUCACAAUAUGGGAUUCAUUUCACAAUAAUAUUAAGAUUGUAAAAUUGGAAACCUGCGCAAAAACAUUGCUUCUUUGUAUCAGCUGUGCAGCGCAUUUAAACAUUGUUAAUGUUAAAAAUAUGUGUUCAGGGUAACCCUUGUAUUAACUUAUUUCUGAUACGUUAAAAUUAAUAGUUUGUUCUUAAUUUCAAUUUUUUAACGGAAUACACUCGUGGGGUAUCUUAUCAACAAAGAAUCUUCAUUCAAAACAAUUAAAAUAAAUUUUUAUUUUUAAAACAAUUCUACACUUUAUUUUGUUUAAUUUCAAUAGCAUCUUUACAUAUUGUCAACUUUUUUCUAAAAUGUAUGAAAGUUUUCUAUCUCCAAAAUCCUAGAAUGUCAAUUUUUUUAUCUUCAUUGAAUGUUAAUAGUAAACCUAUUCAUGGAAAUUAAUGUUGAGAAUAUCUGGAGUAAACUUAGAGAUUUAAGUGUAGCUGAGGCUAAAAUAACAGAUGCUGAGUUCACGGAAGAAGUAAGAUAUCUCCCUAUGGUGGAGAAUCUGAACCUGUGUUGGUGCCCUGAGCUGACUGAUUCCGGACUCCAGGAGAUAUGGAGAAUCCCAGGAAGCAGAUCAAAGACUGUUUAUUGUUUAUGUAUACGGAACCAAUAUAGCUUCUGAUGAUAUGGAAACUCUGUGUAAACAAUAUCCUUUUGUGAGUACUUACUUGACUAGUACAGAAUUUACUGAUGAAUUGAUACAGAACUGAAAUAGUGAAUAUCUGUGAUUUAACAAAUAAAUGUAUUCCACUCCACUCAUCGUUUAUAAAUUCCUGUUUAGUGGUUUCUAUAUCAGUGUUUUCUCAUUUAUUCUUUGACUGUUAUUAUAUUAUUUAAUGGGAUUUUUCAUGAUGAGUCAUUAAAGUCUUAAAGUUUAAUUUCCCAAUUUUCAGAGAAUAAAAACACAGAGGAAAUGGAGAACAAGUUAUCAGGAUUAGAGAGCAUGGUAGUUUAUGAUCUAAUGGUUGUGCUCAAGUAUUUAACCAAGAAGGACAAGGGAUCACUAAGAGCAUCAAGUACAACCUUGCUGAGACGGAUUGAUGAGUUGGAAAAGAACACCUUCAAGGUUUGGAGGAUACACGGGGAAGUUGAUUCUUCUAGACUGAAAAGAUUAUCAGACGAGAUACGUACUAUUCAAGAGUUGGCAAUCUAUACUCUUAUUACACCUGGUUGUGGUCCAGCGUUCAACUACUUGGUGGAGAAACACGAGGAGCUGGAAUCUAUCCGUAUAGGAUUUGUUAAACAUGAGAAUGAAUAUGAAAAUAAGGAUCAGGAUGAAAUCGUUCUGAGAACACUCUCUCAUAACAAUUUAAAAUCUAUUACUAUUUAUGGUAUGAAGAAUACAGGAGAUAUUACUGGUCGUCUUCCCAGCACUCUUCCUAACCUAGAGAAGCUACAGCUGACAGCUGAUUGCGAUGAGUUGUCAAAUGGAGGACUGGUGGAGAUACUGAGAAUAUCUGGGAGUAAACUCAGAUAUCUGGAUGUAUCCUGGACUAGUGUCACAGGGGUCGGAUUUAAGGACGGAGUAAAAUCUCUCCCUAUGUUGGAGAACCUAAAACUGGUAUUCUGUGAUGAGUUGACUGAAGAAGGACUCCAGGAGAUACUAAGCACAGCAGGGAAUAGAUUGAAGAUUUUGUGUGUGAAUGGAGAAAGAAUAUCUGCUGUUUGCAUAGAAACUCUCCGUAUUCUUCUGUUUAAUUUGAGUCGUAACCUGUGAACACAGAUAAUUAAGAACUGAUGAAUAUUACUCGGACGAAUGCUUAUCAAUAUAGAGUAUCCUCCGAAUUUCUAGAUUCAAGAUUUCUAUUGUUGUCAAAGUUUUUACUUUGUUUUAAUUCUUCUAAAUGACACUUUUUAUGGCAGUUUUUGGUUUCUACAGUCAACACAAACGUUCAUUUUUGUGAAUAUGUUUGCUUUGUUAUUUAAUCUGAAUGCGGUUUCUUUGUUUAUAUUUGUUGCAAAUAUUUUAAAAU
Molecule: messenger RNA, 2192 nt
Organism: Eurytemora carolleeae
Lineage: Eukaryota; Metazoa; Arthropoda; Copepoda; Calanoida; Temoridae
Exons: 2
Coding region: 1133-1936 (267 amino acids)
Source: RefSeq, a predicted model, not a curated record